Molecule: messenger RNA, 2563 nt
Organism: Passer montanus (Eurasian tree sparrow)
Lineage: Eukaryota; Metazoa; Chordata; Aves; Passeriformes; Passeridae
Product: protocadherin alpha-2-like
Exons: 4
Coding region: 83-2563 (826 amino acids)
Biological process (GO): homophilic cell-cell adhesion
Cellular component (GO): plasma membrane
Molecular function (GO): calcium ion binding
Source: RefSeq, a predicted model, not a curated record
AACAAACAAAGAGAAAACCCCAAAAAACCCACAAAAACCAAAGAAGAAAACAGGAGAAGUGGAUCAAAACACGGCAGAGGAUAUGACCAUCCGAGGCAGCGGCACGGCUGCUAUUGCCAUGGGUGUGCGGUGGCGGAGCAGCGCACGGUGUCGCUGCAGGCUCAGGAACGGCUCGGUGCGGGCGGCUCCGCCCCGGUGCGGCGGAGAGCCCGGCUGUGAGCGCGGGGGGGCGGCGCGGGCCGGGCAGCAGAGCCGGUGCGUCCGGGCGGCGGCGGGGAGCCGUGCGGGGCCCGGGCCGGGGCCGGCAGCCACAGCGGCAAGAGCGGCGAGAGCGGCAGCGGCGGCAGGGAGGAUGGGCGAGCGGUGGUGUGCGGCGGUGCUGCGGGUGCUGGUGCUGCAGGCGCUGGCCUGGGCGCUGGCGGGCGGGCAGGUGCGCUACUCGGUGGCGGAGGAAGCCAAGGCCGGCACGGUGGUGGGCCGUCUGGCGCAGGACCUGGGCCUGGAGGCGGGCGAGGCGGAGGCGCGGCGGCUGCGGCUGGUGGCUCCGGGCCGGCGGGCGAGCGUGGAGGGGAGCGGGGCGAGCGGCGCGCUGCUGGUGAGCUCGCGGCUCGACCGGGAGGAGCUGUGCGGCAAGAGCGCGCCGUGCGCGCUGCGCCUGGAGGUGCUGCUGGAGCGGCCGCUGCGCGUCUUCCAUGUGCAGCUGGAGGUCACCGACAUCAACGACAAUGCCCCCGUCUUCCCCGCCGCCCGGAAAAACCUCAGCAUCGCAGAGUUAUCUACGAUGCCCGGGUCUCGUUUCCCACUGGAGGGCGCGUCGGAUGCGGAUAUCGGAGCGAACGCGCAGCUCUCCUACACACUCAGCCCCAGCGAGCAUUUUUCUCUGGAUUUGCAAAAAUCGAAUGAUGGAAACACGGAGCCCGAACUUGUUUUAACGAAAUCUCUUGACCGCGAGACGAUUCCCGUGCACCGGUUGGUGCUGACGGCGAGUGACGGGGGCCGGCCGUCUCUGACGGGCACCAUGGAGCUGGUGAUCUCGGUGCUGGAUUCCCGUGCACCGUUCAACCAGUCUGUGUAUAAAGUGCAGCUGCCGGAGAGCGCUGCUGUGGGAAAGUUGGUGAUGAGGGUGAAUGCCACGGAUGCGGACGAGGGAAUUAACAGUGAAGUGACCUAUGCUGUGACGAACUUUAUUCCCCCGAGUGGAAAAGAUGUGAUUUCCAUUAAUCCUAAUACCGGGGAAAUUCGCCUUACGGGCGCCUUAGACUUCGAGGAAGUCAAGGUAUUUAAUUUUCGUAUGGAAUCGAGAGACAAGGGGACACCCCCCCUGUCAGGCCACUGCAAGGUGAUACUGGAGGUGCUGGACGUGAACGACAAUGCGCCGGAGGUGUGGGUGACGUCGCUGUCGGUGCCGGUGGCGGAGGACGCGUCGGUGGGGACAGUGGUGGCCCUGCUGAGCGUGUCGGACCGGGACUCGGGGGAGAACGGGCGCGUGCGGUGCUGGGUGUGGCCGGCGUCGCCGUUCGGUCUGGAGGCGACGUUCGCGGGCUCGUACUCCCUGGUGCUGCGCGAGGCGCUGGACCGGGAGCGGGUGUCGGAGUACGAGGUGGAGGUGCGUGCGGAGGACGGCGGGGCGCCGGCGCUGCGCGCCAGCCGCGGGCUGCGGGUGCCGGUGUCGGACGUGAACGACAACGCGCCCGCCUUCGCGCAGGCCGUGUACACGGUGCUGGCGCGGGAGAACAACGCGGCGGGCGCGGAGCUGGCGCGGCUGUGGGCGCGGGACCCGGACGAGGCGGGCAACGGGCGCGUCAGCUACUCGCUGUGGGAGGGCGGCGUGGGCGGCGGCGGCGGGGCCGCGGGGUCGUCGUCGUCGUGGUCGGGCGGCGGGUGGCGUCCGGCGUCGAGCUACGUGUCGGUGGACGCGGAGAGCGGGCGCCUGUGGGCGCUGCAGCCCUUGGACUACGAGGAGCUGCAGGUGCUGCAGUUCGAGGUGCGCGCGGUGGACGCGGGGGAGCCGCCGCUGAGCGGCAACGCCACGGUGCAGCUCUUCGUGCUGGACGAGAACGACAACGCGCCGGCGCUGCUGCCGGCCGCGGGCUCGGCCCCGGAGGCGGGAGCCGUGGCGGCCGAGACGGCGGCGGCGGGCGUGGGGGCGGGCUCGGGGUCGGGCACGCUGUGGGCGUGGGCGGCGUGGGGGGCGCCGGCGGGGCAGGUGGUGGCCAAGAUCCGCGCCGUGGACGCCGACUCGGGCUACAACGCGUGGCUGCGCUACGAGCUGUGGGCGCCGCGGGGCAAGGGCCUGUUCCGCGUGGGGCUCUACAGCUGCGAGCGCCACAGCCGGAGCCUGUGCGUGGCCGACGGCGCCGCCAAGAGCGACCUCAUGGUUUUCAGCCCCAACUUCCCCCCUCCGCCGCCGCCCGGCCCCGCGCCCAAGGACACGCAGCCGGAGCCCUCCGCUCUCCUCGACAUGGUUUUCCACCCGAACUUGCUGAAGGUGUUCAGGUUUGGCUGUGGUGGUUACCGUCUGCCAGGCGCUGUGUAUCUCCUCAUUGUCUUUGCUGACUGCUGA